UUUAAUUAUUAAAUUACUGUUAUAUUUGGGAUUUUCAGAGCUUCUUUCCUGCUUUGACAAAGAUCGUUGGUACUCUUGGACCUAAAUCUCGCUCAGUCGAUGUUAUUUCUUCUUGUCUCAAAGCUGGAAUGUCUGUGGCUCGUUUUGAUUUCUCUUGGGGUGACUCUGAAUAUCACCAACAGACUUUGGAGAAUUUGAAGGAGUCUAUUAAGAGUACUAAGAAGCUCUGUGCUGUUAUGUUGGACACAGUGGGUGCUGAGAUGCAGGUUGUUAACAAAAACGAGACAUCAAUUUCGCUUCAGGCUGAUAGUCAGGUUGUUUUAACUCCUGAUCAGGGACAAGAAGCUUCUUCAGAGAUAUUGCCUAUCAAUUUUGAUGGAUUGGCCAAGUCAGUGAAGAAGGGAGACACCAUUUUCGUUGGUCAAUACUUGUUCACAGGAAGUGAAACUACUUCUGUAUGGCUAGAGGUAGCUGAAAUUUCAGGGCAGGAUGUUGUUUGUACUAUAAAAAAUUCGGCAACGUUGGCUGGGGCAUUGUUUACCUUGCAUGCCUCUCAAAUUCAUAUUGAUUUGCCUACCCUCACUGAGAAAGACAAAGAGGUUAUUAGCACCUGGGGAGUAAAAAACAAAAUUGACUUUCUAUCAUUGUCAUAUACUAGGCAUGCUGAAGAUGUUCGCGAGGCACGUGAAUUCCUUUCGAAAUUAGGUGAUCUCAGUCAGACUCAAAUUUUUGCAAAGAUUGAAAAUGUUGAGGGAUUGACCCAUUUUGAUGAGAUUCUACAAGAAGCAGAUGGCAUUAUUCUUUCCCGUGGGAAUUUGGGUAUUGAUCUUCCACCAGAGAAGGUAUUUUAUUUUCAAAAGUCUGCCCUUUACAAGUGUAAUAUGGCUGGGAAGCCUGCUGUGCUCACACGUGUUGUUGAUAGCAUGACCGACAACUUAAGGCCAACUCGUGCGGAAGCUACGGAUGUCGCCAAUGCUGUUUUAGAUGGAAGUGAUGCAAUACUUCUGGGUGCGGAGACUUUACGUGGGUUAUACCCUGUUGAGACUAUUUCUACAGUUGGCAAGAUUUGUUCAGAAGCUGAGAAAGUUUUCAAUCAAGACCUUUAUUUUAAGAAGACAGUCAAAUUUGUGGGAGAACCCAUGACCCAUUUAGAAUCCAUUGCAUCCUCUGCGGUAAGAGCAGCUAUUAAGGUGAAGGCCUCAGUUAUCAUUUGCUUCACUUCAUCUGGACGGGCUGCAAGAUUGAUAGCAAAGUAUAGGCCAACGAUGCCGGUUCUCUCUGUUGUGAUACCCAGACUCAAGACAAAUCAGCUAAAAUGGAGCUUUAGUGGAGCUUUUGAGGCAAGGCAAUCACUUAUUGUAAGAGGUCUUUUUCCCAUGCUUGCUGAUCCUCGACAUCCUGCUGAAUCAACAAGUGCGAGUAACGAGUCUAUUCUCAAGGUAGCACUUGAUCAUGGAAAAGCAUCAGGAGUUAUAAAGCCCCAUGAUAGAGUUGUUAUUUGUCAGAAAGUUGGUGAUGCUUCUGUGGUUAAGAUUAUCGAGCUCGAAGAUUAAGCGACUCACAUACUUAAAGCUUUUUCUUUAUGUUUGUCUCUUUUGGUCAUCACUAAGUUUUGGCAGGAGCAGAUCAUUCUGCUUUCAUGAUUUGAAGUUAUCUCCACUGGGUUUUGGUGGCUAAUCAUACUUUGUUAUUAUGUAAUGAAAAUUAACAUUAGGCUCUAGUUAUUAGUAGUGGUUGUCAUCUUACUUAAAAUCAAAGGGAGUAUGCCCUUGAUGUCAAUUUUUUGGAACUGGAUUGGGUUGCAAUCCAAAUAGAGACAGCACUAUUUGAAAGUUACCUUGAAUUAAAAGUCAUUUUCUUUGAAAACUAGGAUCUUGAUUCCUUUUAUUCAGUCUAAUCUAUUUAUUUGGAUUUUA
Messenger RNA from Cicer arietinum (chickpea), 1916 nucleotides. Its product is annotated as pyruvate kinase 1, cytosolic. The record is from RefSeq and is a predicted model, not a curated record. NCBI's taxonomy places the organism in Eukaryota, Viridiplantae, Streptophyta, Magnoliopsida, Fabales, Fabaceae. Gene Ontology annotation, molecular function: magnesium ion binding; pyruvate kinase activity; potassium ion binding. Gene Ontology annotation, biological process: glycolytic process.